Alternaria conjuncta is the source of this 1671-nucleotide messenger RNA. RefSeq lists its product as uncharacterized. Gene Ontology annotation, molecular function: ATP-dependent chromatin remodeler activity; ATP binding. Bases 1 to 1671 code for a protein of 556 amino acids. The record is from RefSeq and is a predicted model, not a curated record. The transcript is spliced from 9 exons. Lineage: Eukaryota; Fungi; Ascomycota; Dothideomycetes; Pleosporales; Pleosporaceae.
AUGACUCAAGUCAACUGCUUUUUGGACGAUCCCGUUGGAUGUGAUCUCAAUGUGCCCUACAUGAACCCCCAAUGUCUGUUCAGUCUUCAUAAGCGACUACCGAUGACUUUUGAUUUGCCGCAGAUGCAGCAACCGUACAUCGACAGUUUUUCACGAGCCUCACUCGAUAUUCUGUCCGGUUUCGAGACUGCUGAUGACUUCGAGUCAUCGGCCAGCCCUACAGUUCUACUUACCGAGCUGAAAGACCAUGUUCAACAGGGCAAGUUGGCAUGGUGCAUGCAUCACGGCAAACGGAGGUUCAAGCUGAAGGACCACGAAAAGCCGCCCGUGUUCACUACCUACCAGACCCUCGAGGGAGAGAACCGCAGGAGCGUUCGGAGCAGCGAUUCUAUAUUCUCCCAUCACUGGAGACGCAUCAUACUCGAUGAGGCACACACAAUACGCAACCACAAGACUUCUACUGCGCAAGCAAUGGCCGCGCUCCGUGCGACUUCGAGAUGGGCAGUCUCGGGCACCCCAAUCCAGAACAGCCUGCUCGACUUCCAUGGCCUCUUCAAAUUCCUUCAUUUCGCCCCCUACGACGAUCCAAAGGCCUUUGAUGACGAUAUCUCGAGCAUAUGGCGUACAAAAUCUGUCGAGGACGCUGGCGAAAUAUUCAAGACACUGCUCUCGUGCAUCAUGAUACGUCGAACCAAGGCUAUUCUAGAUCUGCCCUGCAAAGACGAUCAGUUGAUACGUGUGCCAUUCUCUCAUGAGGAAGAACGACAUUACCGCCAAAUCGAGCAGCCCGUCCUGGAUAUGCUGGAUCGCACCACAGGAAACGGCAGCCAAACCCAGGCCCCUUGGAUGACCGCUAUACAACAGAUCAACAAACUCCGCCUUGUUUGCAACUUAGGAGUCUUCACUCCUUCGCAAGUGAACGGUUUCUCGCAGCCUGGCAGUUUAGAUGACACGACAUCCGUGAUGAGCGCCCGCUUCUCAAUGGGUGGAGGAUUUUGCGAACUGUGCUUCCAGCCAGUAGAAAAGUCAAUACUCAGUACUGGACUCCGUGAUCCUACACAAGAACAAGUCUACUACUCAGCCUGCAGCAAGUUCUACUGCGCCGAUCUUUCACCUUCAUCGAUGGAUUGGGACUAUGCCAACGAGAUUUCAAGCAAAGUAUGGGCGCUUGUUUCGCAGAUCAGGUUGCGUCCACAGGAAAAGCAUGUCGUAUUUUCGUCCUGGACAUCAAGUCUCGAUAUGGUGGAGAGAGCGCUUCGGUCUAAUGCAGAUCAAGUCAUUCAAUUCGUCCGAAUCGAUGGCAAGGUGCAGCCGAAAAAGCGCAGCCUUGCUAUAGAGCGGCUUCGUGACGACCCUGGUAUACGCGUCAUACUGAUCACCAUUGCUUGUGGCGCCUGUGGUCUGGACCUGACAGCGGCAUCUGCAAUCCAUCUUCUCGAACCCCAAUGGAACCCAUCUCUCGAAGAUCAAGCGCUCGCUCGCGUUCAUCGACUCGGACAGACUCGUCCCGUCACCACCAUACGCUAUAUCAUGAAAGACUCGUUCGAAGAGCACAUCCUCAAAGUUCAAGAUCGCAAGAAAUUGCUCGCCACAACGCUCCUCUCCAAUGGCUCUUCGCUCGAGAACCUGCGACAAUUGCUGCACGAAAGAAAGGGCGGUCAACAUGCUUGA